Ornithodoros turicata is the source of this 816-nucleotide messenger RNA. RefSeq names its product myb/SANT-like DNA-binding domain-containing protein 3. The transcript has 4 exons. The coding region runs from base 1 to 816 and encodes 271 amino acids. The record is from RefSeq and is a predicted model, not a curated record. NCBI's taxonomy places the organism in Eukaryota, Metazoa, Arthropoda, Arachnida, Ixodida, Argasidae.
AUGGAAGCGUCACAUUCUUCGCAGCGAACACCAUACACGGUGGAAGAGAAAGAACUUCUUCUGGAACUGGUUUCAAAAUAUAAAACAAUUAUAGAGAACAAGCAAUCCGACAACGCUAUGCUCCGAGCCAAAGCCCGAACCUGGGAAAAAUUGGCUCAGGAAUUUAACGCCCAGACAAACGUAACAAAGAGGGACGUUAAACAACUAAAAAAGUGCCUCGAAAACAUCAAGUCCAAGGCUAAAAAGGAAAACGCUAGGCAGCGGCAGCAUAUUUACGCUACCGGCGGCGGGCCUCCCUUGACCAGGGACGACUCGGAUUCCGUGUCUCAAAGAAUCAACGAUGUACUCCCACACAUCUCAUAUCGUAUUCCAAAUAGCUGGGACAGUGACGCACUGGACGGUGCUGGGUCAUCAAUGCGUGCACCUCAUGUUGCACAGAGUGAAGGAGGCGACCGUGAGAGUGCUGGAGAGCUUCUUCAAAACACUGAUGCUGAGGACGACAAUGAGGACUCCCACGCUGCUGGCAGAUCCCAUGUGCAAGCUACAGAGUCACAGCUCACAACAAGAAAAAGGCCCCAUACUAUCGCAGAACAGGUCAGGGAAGAGGUCACAGCCCGUGUGGAAAAGGUUGAAGCAGAGAAAGUAGCAGCACUGGAGCUUUAUGAAUUGAAAAAGAAGUUUGCUCAACAACAAAAUGAUGCAAAACUGGCAAUUUACAGGAAGAAGCUAAGAAUUGCGGAACUGAAAGAGCAGUUGCUCCUCAAGCAGCUACAAGGGCAGAGUAUUGGCAGCCCAAUGCAUGAAACAUUUUUGUGA